This is a messenger RNA of Caenorhabditis bovis, 1860 nucleotides long. NCBI's taxonomy places the organism in Eukaryota, Metazoa, Nematoda, Chromadorea, Rhabditida, Rhabditidae. The record is from the annotation of a GenBank genome assembly.
AUGUGGUUCGAGGAGAGUAGCUGGUCGAACCUGCGACUCACCGAACUCGUCGAGGAAUGGCGAGAUUUAUGGCCGACAAAAGUUGAAUUUAUGGUAUCUGCGAUGGCGUACGUCUUCGCGAUGACCAACUUCUUGAACCUGCCAAAAUUGAUACUUGAGAAUGGCGGAGUAGCAUUCGUGAGUGCCUAUGGUGCAGCUCUAGGUGUGCUCUGUCUGCCGACAAUCAUCCUGGAAAUGGCUGUCGGCCAGGUGACCGGUCGGGCUCCGGUUCUCGCUUUCUACCACCUGUUCCCUGUUUUUAAAGGAAUCGGCGUUUCGCAGAUCCUUUUCACCAUUGUUGUUCUCGUGUGUAUGACGAAAUUCCUCUCGACACUCCUCAUCUUCUUCUAUUACUAUUUCUGGUCAUUCUGGGUGAAUCGACCCGGUGUGCCAUGGCUGAGUUGCAAAUACUAUCCCGAAUUCUUGUCGGUCCCGUGCCGCGAUUCGGGAACUCUUGCCAACAUCAGCCACGUGGCACACAGUCGUCUCAACACGAUUCAGGCGGAAAGCUCGAUCAUGCAGUUUUUGACAAGUAUUGAAAGACCUAGCGAGUCAAUAAUCGACUAUGGCGAGCCUCAACUGACGAUCCUCUAUGCUCAGGCAGCCAUCUGGAUCACCGUCUUCAUCGCAAUUUGCGGCGGCGUCCGAAUGACCGGCAAAUUCAUUUCAUUCGUCGUUUUCAUCGCGUUCUCCACUCUUCUCGUCCUCUUUAUUCGAUGCGCAACUCUCGGCGGCGUCGCCGAAAUUCUUGACGUCUAUUGGAAGGCAACCGAUUGGGAGAGGCUCAUGGAUGUGCACGUAUGGAGGAUCGCUGUUGAGCAGGCGAUCCUCGGAACUGGAAUCGGCUAUGGAGCAUUCAUCACAAUGAGCAGUUAUAAUCGAAGAAGCAAUAAUCUUGUGUGGGAUUCGAUCUUCAUUAUCCUCUGGCACGCCAUCAUCUCGUUUGUUCAAACCCUCACCAUUAUUUGUCUCGUCGGCUACAUCGCCUCGAAAACCGGACUCGACGCUACCGAAUUGCUCGAGAAAGGCGAAAACCAAUUAUGGUACAUGCUGGCCUACGUCUAUAAUGUCGAGAAAUUAUGGUCCGGUGUGAUUCUCGCAACAUCGAUCUUCACUCUUCUCUCGGUUGUGGUGUUGCUCGCCCUCUCGGUUCUCUCGACAAUUGAAGACGCGUUUGGCGAGAACUGGUCGAAAUGUUGUCGUCGAUUUUUCCUCGCUUUCUUCAUUUGCGCGUUUUGUUUCGCAGGAACAUUGUAUUUUGCGACACAAGCCGGCCGACAUGCUUAUGAAUUAGCCACCGGAAGCAUCAAAUAUAUCACCAUAUUUGUGAUUUUGGCUUUUGAAUUAUUCGCGACCGCUUGGCUCUAUUGUGCUCACAAACUGGGAAAGGACCUUCACGCGAUGAUGCACAAUCGCUGUUGCUCGUGCUUCGGCCAUUUCUUUCUAUUCUUCACUUAUCUGCUGCCGAUCCUACCGGCGGGUGUCGCCUAUUUGAACGCAAGAGACUACAGGUUCGACAAUUACAGUCCGCCGAUCUAUGAUUGGAAGUGGUCCGAGUAUGUCGGUGUCGCGAUCGCGCUGAUCCCGUUGGUGCCGAUUCCGUUGUACUUCGUGUGCGCCGUGCUCUCCGCGUGCUGCUGCAAAGGAAAAGAGCAUCAGAAAGCGUGCAAGCGCGUCAAAACCGCCUUCUCGUCGGACCUUCAGCCGCACUCAGCACGCGCCGAGAAAAACGCGCAACCGAUUCCAAGGUACACAACGAAUGCUCCCGGAUACCUUCUGCUGCCGCAAGCGCCGUUAGCAGAACCAGAAAUCUAUGCUUAA